Chenopodium quinoa (quinoa) is the source of this 1047-nucleotide messenger RNA. RefSeq lists its product as uncharacterized. The record is from RefSeq and is a predicted model, not a curated record. Gene Ontology annotation, biological process: DNA transposition. The transcript is spliced from 3 exons. Gene Ontology annotation, molecular function: DNA binding; transposase activity. Lineage: Eukaryota; Viridiplantae; Streptophyta; Magnoliopsida; Caryophyllales; Amaranthaceae. The coding region runs from base 1 to 1047 and encodes 348 amino acids.
AUGGAAAGAGAUUUUUGCAUACAAGAAGGCUUUGCUGUGACAGUAGACUAUGCUGAAAAUUAUAGAUAUACUGCAAGGUGUCUAAUGAAUGAUUGCAGUUGGAGGAUUCAUGCAGCAGUCCUUGUUGAUAAAGUCAGCUGGGCAAUAAAGAUAUUGGAAGGGGAACAUAAAACUUGUGGGAGGCUGGAAGAGAAUCCUAUGGUCUCUUCAGCAUGGCUUUGUAGACAUUUGAGGCCAGAUCUGGAAGCAAACCCAGAAAUCCCAAUUGAUGCACUGCAAAGGAUGUGCCUGGAAAGGUUUAGGAUCCAAGUGAAGCUCAGGCUGUUUUACAAAGUCAAGUGUUUGGCCAGGGACCAAAUUCAUGGUGGUUUUGCCCAGUCUAAUGCUCUCUUACCAAAAUAUGCUGAGAUAAUAAAGGCCACCAAUCCUGGCUCAUAUGCUCUCAUUACUUGGACUGACAGUGGGGGCAAUGGUGAAAAGUUCAAGGCAUGCUUCAUCUCUUUUGCAGCUCAGGUUAAAGGGUUCUUGGGUGGCCGCAGACCCAUUAUAGGGAUUGAUGGUGCCCAUCUCAGUGGCUAUUACAAAGGAUUCAUGCUCACUGCAGUGUCAAUUGAUGGCAAUAAUGAGAUUUUUGUGAUAGCUUAUGGUCUGGUUGAUACAGAGAGUAUAGACAACUGGACUUACUUUUUCAGAAACCUAAGGCUAUUAUUUGCACAAUAUGGAUCACAAAGGGAUGACGGGACUUUUAUAAGUGACAGGAUGAGGGGUGUUGAAUCAGCCCUUUUUGAUGUAUUCCCAAGAGCAACUAGGAGGGUAUGCUGUCAGCAUGUGUACUCUAACUGCAAAACAGUUGGGUGGAGUGGGACAGAGUUUCAUAAACUCUUUUGGAUUGCAGCCAAUGCAUACAAUGCAUAUAUGUAUGACAAGGCAAUGUCAAAGAUCAAGAAUUAUGAUGCAGCAGCAUUUGAUUACCUUACAGCUAUUGAAGAGCAAUGGAGUAGGUACAAGUUUGAAGACAAACAGCUACCAAUUCAGCUUGCACAUUAA